Leptosia nina is the source of this 1167-nucleotide messenger RNA. NCBI's taxonomy places the organism in Eukaryota, Metazoa, Arthropoda, Insecta, Lepidoptera, Pieridae. The record is from the annotation of a GenBank genome assembly.
AUGAGAGUGGUAAUAAUUCUGUCAGUGGUCGCGGCCAUUGCCGCUGAAGCACCUUACCACCUCCCACAACCAGGUCCCCAAGCACCAUCAUUUAAUUUGCCCGGCCCUCAACCUUUCCCGCAAUUUAACCAACAACAGCAAUCAAGUAGUGGCUACCAUUAUCAACAACCGCAACCAAGACCCCAGUACGUGCCACAACCACAACCUUUCCCACAACCGGUGCCCCAGCCCCAGCCCCAGCCUCAGCCUCAACCGCAACCACAGCCAUCAUAUGGAGUUCCUCAACCACAACCCCAACCUUUUUACCCUCAACCCCAACCCCAACCCCAACCCCAACCAUUUUAUCCACAACCGCAACCGCAGCCAAUAGCUCCUCUGCCUCAACCCAUAGCUCCUUUGCCUCAACCCCUUGUCCCUGUGCCCCAACCUCAGUCAUCAUACGGUGUUCCCCAACCACAACCACAACCGAUUUUCCCCCAACCUCAACCCCAACCAUCAUAUCCCAUCGCUCCUCAGCCUCAGCCUCAGCCCCAGCCCCAGCCACAGCCUCAGCCAUCUUACAACUACCCACAACCACAGCCACAACCGCAACCAUCAUACAAUUACCCACAACCACAACCGAUUGCUCCCCAACCGAUCCAGCCCCUUCCACAACCUCUACCCAACUUCAACCAGCAACCAAAUUCCGGAUACUCAUACCAGCAGCCAGCUGCUCCACUGCCACCAUCCUUCAUACUACAAUCUCAGCAGUCCGGCCAGAGCGCUCUAUCAAGCUAUCAAGCUGACUCCAACCAAUACAAUAACGCGCAAUCCCCAGGAUCUAGUUACCAAGCUGAUUUGAGUCAGUACAACUCACCACAGCAACAGCAAACGCAUAGAGAAGCCCUGGACGACCAAGUAGUGAGCCGUGUGCAAAGUAUCAUCAGGGACAACGAACAUUCGAGUGCAAGAGACAAGGGUUACUUGUCGUUGGUAUCCGGAGUCAGUCUGGAGAAUGCUCAGCCCAGUAUAGAAAUCUCAUCCUUCGUCCAGAACUCUCCAAUACAAUCAGCGUCCGUCCAGAGCUCUAGUAGCUCUUCCCAAAUAUCCUCAAGCCAGUCCAUCGAUUCAGGCUUUGGCUUUGUGCCCCAAAAUAAACCAGCUUUAUCCUACGGUGUCCCAAAUUAA